Heterocephalus glaber (naked mole-rat) is the source of this 951-nucleotide messenger RNA. RefSeq names its product olfactory receptor 9S13-like. Gene Ontology annotation, molecular function: olfactory receptor activity; G protein-coupled receptor activity. The record is from RefSeq and is a predicted model, not a curated record. Gene Ontology annotation, cellular component: membrane. Lineage: Eukaryota; Metazoa; Chordata; Mammalia; Rodentia; Bathyergidae. Gene Ontology annotation, biological process: G protein-coupled receptor signaling pathway.
AUGACAGCAAACAGACAUGGGAACCUCUCAGCUGAGCCCUUCUGGGAGUUUGUGCUGGAGGGAUUCAGGGGAGGUGUGGAGACCCAGGCCCUGCUCUUUGCUCUGUUCCUGGCCCUGUACAUGGGGAGCAUGUUUGGCAACCUCACCAUGAUCACAGUCAUCACCCUGGAUGCCCGCCUGCACUCGCCCAUGUACUUCUUCCUCAAGAACCUGUCCUUCCUGGACCUCUGCUACUCAUCUGUCAUCGCCCCCAAUGCCCUGGCCAACUUCCUUUCCUCUGCCAAGGUCAUCAGCUUUAGAGCCUGUGCAACCCAGCUGUUUUUCUUCUCUCUUCUUGGUACCACAGAGGCUUUACUUCUGGCUGUGAUGGCCUAUGACCGCUUCAUGGCCAUCUGCAAUCCCCUGCGUUACCCAGUGACCAUGUGCUACAUGGUCUGUACUUGCCUGGUGCUGGGCUCCUACUGCGGAGGCUGCCUCAACUCCAUCGUGCAGACCAGCCUCACCUUCCAGCUCCCCUUCUGUAGCUCCAACCGCAUCAACCACUUCUUCUGCGAUGUGCUCCCGUUGCUCAGGCUCGCCUGUGCUGACACAGCUCUCAAUGAGCUGGUCAUGUUCAGCAUCUGCGGCUUCAUCCUUCUGGGAGCAACAACUGGGAUCCUGACUUCCUAUGGCUACAUCACAGUGACCGUCCUCAAGAUGCCCUCUGGAUCCAGGAGACACAAGGUCUUCUCCACCUGUGGCUCCCACCUGAUGGCCGUGUGCUUGUUUUAUGGAACGGGGUUUGUUGUAUAUGGGCAGCCAGGAGCCAUGGAGUCCACAGAGCAGGGCAAGGUGGUCUCCAUCUUCUACACCCUGGUCAUCCCAAUGCUCAACCCCCUCAUCUACAGUCUGCGGAACAAGGACGUGAAGGAUGCCCUGAGGAGACUGGGACAGAGGCGGGUGACCCUGUGA